Messenger RNA from Colletotrichum godetiae, 558 nucleotides. RefSeq lists its product as uncharacterized. The record is from RefSeq and is a predicted model, not a curated record. The transcript has a single exon. NCBI's taxonomy places the organism in Eukaryota, Fungi, Ascomycota, Sordariomycetes, Glomerellales, Glomerellaceae. The coding region runs from base 194 to 475 and encodes 93 amino acids.
GUCCCAGGAAAGCCCACAUACACUCGAGCUGACAACAGUGGCUCCGGGGGGGUUAAGGGUGAGGCCGGGCGGCCGGCGAUGCAGAGAAGCAGUAUAGGCGGACAGGACAAACACCACCUUGCUGUUGUCGUUCCAUCAUCAUCAACAAAACCCCGUUCCUGGCGCAAAAAGGAGUUCAGGAGCUCCAACUGGAAUGGCCGUCCUUUCCGAAUUUGCCGCCUUGCCGAAAAGCAGGGUUCGACAGCUUGCAUCAUCGUCGAAAGUCUUGUUUGAAAAAAGACUUUACGUUAUUCCCCUCGAACCCCUCUGUCUAUGGCACCCUUCCCUUCAGAAAAGUGACGGAAGUCUACUGACCAAAGAACCCUGUGGAAGAAAGAAAGAAAGUGAACUCUGGGACUUGACCGUUGAACCGCGCGAUGCCCCAUCCGGAAGUGGCGUUCACCUCGCACAAGCUCUCGCCCAGGAUCAUCGAUGAGGCUCUCUACCUGCUUCGUUGCCGGUGGUUCAUGCUUUCCUCAGCUUGCAUGGAAGAAAGGGCUGCCACAAUACGGAUAUCGC